AAAUGUAAUCUGAACCUUUUAUUACACGUUCAAUCCUUAAGCAUAGGAUUUAGUUUUAACAACUGGUCAAGACAUAGUCAACGACUAGAUGCAGCGUUAUGGUGCCAUACUAUUUAUGCACAGUUAAACGCUGCAGAGAAAACGUACCUUUAGUUAGUUACAGAAAAAUAAAUAUAAAAUUAAUAAAACUGGGAUCUAAACUCCAAACCAAACUUUGUCUCAACACUAAGCUCUUCAAAAGACUCAUCACACCAGGGGUCGUGUCAAGCCAGAUCAACAGCAAUGAAAAACCAUCAUACGCCCAUACAGCUUCCAAAAGAAACACCGCCUCAAACUCGGACAACCAUGAUUCAACAGUUCCGCAAGCUCCAUCCCUAGCAUCCUUCCUCGAAGAAUUCAAAUCACUAAUAACCCCUCUCAUUUCUCUUCUUACAUCACUAAUUACCAAAUUGAUCAGUCAUAAUGACAAACAAUGCAACAAAUAUUAUUCUCUGGAAUGCAAAUGGCUUAUCCCAACAUAAACAUGAACUACAUAAUUUUUUUAUUCAAAAUAAUAUCCACACUCUAAUCCUAUAAUCACCCAACUAUCAUCCAAUCAAAUUCCAGGUAAUCCACCCAGGCGUCUGGAAAGGAACUGGUGUAGGGACCUACUCUCUCCUUAAAUCGCUUCCCACGGGGUGUCGCCAAUGGGCAACUUCCCCCUCCUGUAAAUCAA
Molecule: messenger RNA, 715 nt
Organism: Myzus persicae (green peach aphid)
Lineage: Eukaryota; Metazoa; Arthropoda; Insecta; Hemiptera; Aphididae
Exons: 2
Coding region: 99-521 (140 amino acids)
Source: RefSeq, a predicted model, not a curated record